AUGCUGAGGAGGAGAGACCCAAAUGAGGAGGCUGGAUACACCAAAGGAAAUGUCAGCGUGAAGGGCAGGAAGAUCACUUGCAGCAUAUGUGGUGCUGCCAACCAUAACAAAAGAUUCCAUGGAAUUGAGGACAAUGCCAAUAAUCCUAUGGAUGCAAUUGAUCCAUAUGUUUUGGCGGAACAGUUCCAGUUGGUUAAUAACUUCAUUCAAACAGAAAUGAAUAACCAACCUAGUGAAACUCAACAAAUUCAAGUGACAACCAUAUCACAGGUUAUUGAUACACAGCAACAUGCUCUCCAAAAUUUACCAAUUGAAACUGAAAGGAGGCCAAUGAAGAGAAAAAUUGAGACUAGAGGUGGAAAGAAAAAUAACACAGUUGUAGGUGCUAAGCAACAUGAUGUAACAAAUCCUGUGGAACCUACAACCAACAGAGAAUCAAGCAAGAAGGCUCCUGCAACCUCAAGAGCUCUUGUGUUGAGACCCAGAAUGAAGAACAAAAACAUGGAAGCUAAGACUCAAGCGGGACCUGCAAUAAAAAAGAAAAAAGAAUGGGUUCCUCCUGGUGUUGGAAAGUUUGCACCAGCUACAGGAAAUACUAGCUGA
Molecule: messenger RNA, 603 nt
Organism: Dioscorea cayenensis subsp. rotundata (Guinea yam)
Lineage: Eukaryota; Viridiplantae; Streptophyta; Magnoliopsida; Dioscoreales; Dioscoreaceae
Exons: 4
Coding region: 1-603 (200 amino acids)
Source: RefSeq, a predicted model, not a curated record